This is a messenger RNA of Fukomys damarensis (Damara mole-rat), 7006 nucleotides long. RefSeq names its product ArfGAP with RhoGAP domain, ankyrin repeat and PH domain 2 (gene Arap2). Bases 345 to 5438 code for a protein of 1697 amino acids. Gene Ontology annotation, molecular function: protein binding; phosphatidylinositol-3,4,5-trisphosphate binding; GTPase activator activity. Gene Ontology annotation, biological process: positive regulation of GTPase activity; signal transduction. NCBI's taxonomy places the organism in Eukaryota, Metazoa, Chordata, Mammalia, Rodentia, Bathyergidae. The record is from RefSeq and is a predicted model, not a curated record. The transcript is spliced from 34 exons.
CCGGCCGGGCGCGGGGACCCUCUCGGCGAGCCGGGCGCUCGGUCUGCACUUUCCCGGUGGAUUUCCAGAGCGCGAAGUGCUGGGUUCUGGUUUCUGCCCCUUGGAUUUCGCUCCCGCUUGUGGGCGUCUAAAAGGAACCAGAAGCGGCUCAACUAAAAGGAUACACAAAUUCUGUUGGUAAUGGUGGGAGGUCUAAGCACAUGAAACAUUCUUUGUGGAGAAAAUAACGUUUUGAGAAGAUAACUUGUCCAGUGAUAAAGCAAAAACCAGCAGAGAAGUGCAUCCUCUUCUGUACGGGUCUCAUUGUGCUGCUUUUUAUAACUUAGCUUAGUAAUGAAGCCAUUAUGUCCUCAGUCAGUGAAGUAAAUAUUAAUAUCAAAGAUUUCUUAAUGAGCAUUAAUUUGGAGCAAUACCUCUUACAUUUUCAAGAGUUUGGUUUUUAUACUGUGAAGGACUGUGCAAGAAUAAAUGAUAGUGUGCUACAUGAAAUUGGAAUAUCACCUACAGGACACCGUAGAAGGAUACUAAAAAAAUUACAGAUGAUCUUGUCAAAAAUGCAAGAAAUCCCAAUAUAUGCAAAUGUUCAUAAAACAAGGAAUGACGACACUUCAAAGGAUCGCUGUGCUCCAUCUUCUCAUCAGAAUGCCUGCAUAGAACUUUCUGAUUCUGGAAAUAUUCAGACACCUAGCUCAGCACAGUUGGCGAAGGCCACAGAAAGUCUAGAUCAAAAUGACAUUCAUAUGGAAAAGAACCAGUGUCUUCAAUCAGAUGAUAAGUUAUCUCUUUGUGAACAUGACUUCCCCAUUUCAGAAGACCAACACCUGAAUUUGAAUUCUCCUGACAUAUUAUCUGAUAAAAUAGACUCUUUGGUUAUAAAGAAGACUAUGGAUUGUACAGUUAAUGAACAACAGACAGAAAAAUUUGACUUGGUAUCAGAAAACUUCAGCAUACUUCCUAAUGCAGACCCUGAGUGUCUUUCUUCCCUGGACUGUUCAGCAUUAGAAACACAUUCUGGAAAUGGAACUAAUGUCUUAUUAGAAAGAUCACUACCAUCUCCAUUGUUUCAGUUUCAAGGAGAAAUGGUUGUAAAUGAUUUGUACAUUCCAUCGUCACCAGUGCUAUCACCUAUGAGAAGUCGUAGCAAGCUAGUUUCAAGGCCAUCUCGAUCUUUUCUGCUGAGACAUCGGCCUGUUCCAGACAUUCCAGGGGCAAUAAAAGGAAUUUCAGGGAGCUACUUCCGUGAGAGAACUGUUACUACCUCAGAUGGAAAAUCUGUGACACUGCCAAAUUCAAACGAGGAGAAUUCAUCUUCCAUCUUUCCUUAUGGAGAGACCUUUCUCUUCCAGAGACUAGAGAAUUCCAAGAAGAGGUCUAUAAAGAAUGAAUUUUGGACCCAUGAAGAACCACUUAAAGGAGAAGCAAGUACUUCAGCAAACUCUUUUUCAAUCAGAUCAAGCAUAUAUGAUAAUAGAAAGGAGAAAAUAAGUGAAGACAAAGUAGAAGACAUUUGGAUACCUCGAGAAGACAAAAACAAUCUCUUGCAAGACUCUGCUUCUGAAUCAGAAUACUCAACAGUAGAAGAAUGCUUUCAGAGUUUAAGAAGAAAAAAUUCAAAAGCACCUAAGUCUAGAACUCAGAAAGCACUAAAUUUGGACCCUGUUAAUAGACACAGUUAUCCUUUAAGCUCAACAAGUGGAAAUGCAGACUCAUCAGCUGUUUCCUCAAAUGCCAUCUCUCCCUAUGCCUGUUUCUAUGGCUCUUCUACCAUGAAGGUUAAAUCAGGAUGGUUGGACAAGCUCUCUCCUCAAGGAAAACGUAUGUUUCAGAAGAGAUGGGUGAAAUUUGAUGGCCUUAGCAUUUCUUACUACAAUAAUGAAAAGGAGAUGUAUUCAAAAGGAAUAAUUCCCCUCUCUGCUAUAUCUACAGUACGAGUUCAAGGAGACAACAAAUUUGAAGUUGUUACAACACAAAGAACUUUUGUGUUUAGAGUAGAAAAAGAAGAGGACAGGAAUGACUGGAUCAGCAUACUCUUAAAUGCACUGAAGUCACAGUCCUUUACUCCUCAGUUUCAAGCAUCCGUUGCACCUGAGAAGUGUGGAUAUCUUGAACUGAGAGGGUACAAAGCCAAAAUUUUUACUGUACUAAAGGGAAGCAGUGUGUGGCUUUGUAAAAAUGAGCAGGAUUUUAAGAGUGGACUUGGUAUUACCAUAAUUCCUAUGAAUGUAGCAAAUGUAAAGCAAGUGGAUCGAACUGUGAAACAGUCUUUUGAAAUAAUCACUCCCUACAGGAGUUUCAGCUUUACAGCCGAGUCUGAGAAAGAGAAGCAAGACUGGAUUGAAGCUGUGCAGCAAUCAAUAGCAGAAACUCUCUCUGAUUACGAAGUAGCUGAGAAGAUCUGGUUCAAUGAGUCCAACAGGAGCUGUGCAGAUUGUAAAGCCCCAGAUCCUGACUGGGCAUCCAUCAAUCUCUGUGUUGUCAUCUGUAAGAAGUGUGCAGGACAACAUCGAUCUUUGGGACCAAAAGAUUCCAAGGUUAGAAGUCUGAAAAUGGAUGCCAGCAUUUGGAGUAAUGAACUUAUAGAGCUUUUUAUUGUCAUUGGAAACAAAAGAGCAAAUGAUUUUUGGGCUGGUAACCUUCAAAAGGACGAAGAAUUACGUAUGGACUCACCAGUAGAAAAGAGAAAAAACUUUAUUACUCAGAAAUAUAGAGAAGGAAAAUUCAGAAAAACUCUUUUGGCCUCUCUGACCAAAGAAGAAUUAAAUAAGGCUCUGUGUGCUGCUGUAGUGAAAUCAGAUGUGCUGGAAACGAUGGCUUUGCUCUUCAGUGGUGCAGAUGUCAUGUGUGCCACUGGAGACCCUGUGCACAGCACCCCCUAUCUGUUGGCCAAGAAAGCUGGACAGAGUCUGCAGAUGGAAUUUCUGUACCAUAACAAGUUCUCAGAUUUCCCUCAACAUGAUAUUCAUUCUGACACUGGGCUAAGUCCAGAGCCUGCCCAGGCCACAUUCCUGUGUGACUUCUUGUAUCAAGCUCCUGCUUCUGCUUCUAAAGUAUCUUCAGAGAAAAAACUACUUGAAGAGACAAAUAAAAAGUGGUGUAUUUUGGAAGGAGGCUUCUUGAGUUACUAUGAAAAUGAUAAGUCUACUACACCUAAUGGCACCAUUAACAUCAGUGAAGUUAUCUGCCUGGCUAUACACAAAGAAGACUUCUAUUUAAAUACUGGGCCUGUUUUUAUCUUUGAGAUCUACUUAUCCUCAGAGCGUGUGUUUUUAUUUGGAGCUGAAACAUCUCAAGCUCAAAGAAAAUGGACAGAGACUAUAGCCAAGCAUUUUGUUCCCUUUGUUGCUGAAAACCUAACAGAAGCUGAUUAUGAUUUGAUUGGUCAACUGUUCUACAAAGACUGCCAUGCCCUGGAUCAAUGGAGAAAAGGCUGGUUUGCUCUGGAUAAAUCUAGUUUGCGUUUUUGCCUUCAAAUGCAAGAAUCUCAAGAAGAUAGAAUGCACUUAAGACGACUGCAAGAGCUAACAACAAGCACAAUGGUUCAAAAUGGGGAAAAAUUGGAUGUCUUAUUCCUGGUAGAAAAAGGGAGAACAUUAUACAUCCAUGGGCAUAGCAAGUUGGAUUUCACAGUCUGGCAUACUGCAAUUGAAAAAGCAGCAGGUACAGAUGGUAAUGCACUACAAGAUCAGCAGCUCAGCAAAAAUGACGUUCCCAUUAUUGUGAACAGCUGUAUAGCAUUUGUUACACAGUAUGGUUUGGGAUGUAAAUAUAUUUAUCAAAAGAAUGGUGAUCCUUUGCACAUAAGUGAACUCCUGCAAAAUUUCAAGAAGGAUGCAAGAAGUUUUAAAUUGAGGGCUGGAAAGCAUCAGCUUGAAGAUGUGACGGGUGUGCUGAAAAGAUUUCUCUCUGACAUCGACGAUGCACUUCUCACUAAGGAGCUCUACCCGUACUGGGUCUCUGCCUUAGAUACACAAGAUGACAAAGAAAGAAUUAAAAAGUAUGGAGCAUUUAUACGUACCCUUCCAGGGGUCAACCGAGCAACCCUUGCAGCUAUAAUUGAACACCUUUACAGGGUUCAGAAAUGCUCAGAAAUCAAUCAUAUGAAUGCCCAUAAUUUGGCUUUGGUGUUUUCAUCAUGUUUAUUUCAAACUAAGGGACAAACUAGUGAAGAAGUGAAUGUAAUUGAAGACCUAAUUAAUAAUUAUGUUGAAAUAUUUGAGGUUAAAGAAGACCAAGUCAAACAAAUGGACAUAGAAAAUAGCUUUAUUACCAAGUGGAAAGACACUCAAGUUUCCCAGGCUGGAGAUUUGUUAAUUGAAGUGUAUGUAGAAAGGAAGGAACCAGACUGUAGUAUUAUAAUUCGGAUAUCUCCUGUGAUGGAAGCAGAAGAAUUAACUAAUGACAUAUUAGCAAUAAAAAAUAUCCUUCAUACAAAAGAUGAUGUAUGGGCCACAUUUGAAGUCAUUGAAAAUGAAGAGCUAGAACGUCCUCUUCACUACACAGAAAAUGUAUUGGAGCAGGUGCUUCGGUGGAGUUCAUUGGCUGAACCUGGUUCUGCUUAUCUUGUGGUAAAGAGAUUCCUAGCGGUUGACACAAUUAAACAUUACAGAGAAAAAGGUAUCAAGGAAGGAGUCUUGAAAAUCAAAGAAGAGCCAUCUAAAAUACUGUCUGGAAAUAAAUUUCAAGACCGAUAUUUUGUUCUACGAGAUGGAUGCCUUUUUCUUUACAAGGACUCAAAGAGCAGUAAACAUGACAAAAUGUUUCGUCUCAGUUCAAUGAAGUUUUAUCGUGGUGUAAAAAAGAAAAUGAAGCCUCCAACAAGUUGGGGGUUGACCGCAUACUCUGAAAAACAUCACUGGCACAUGUGUUGUGAUAGUUCACAAACCCAGAUGGAGUGGAUGGCCAGUAUCUUUAUUGCCCAGCAUGAAAAUGAUAUAUGGCCACCAGCUGGAAAGGAACGAAAACGUUCAAUAACCAAAAAUCCCAAAAUUGGAGGUUUACCUCUAAUUCCAAUCCAGCAUGAAAAAAAUGCAACUCAAGCCCGAAGAAAUAUUGAGAGUGCAAGAGCAGAGCUUGAAAGGCUGCGGCUCAGUGAAAAGCAUGAGAGAGAGUCCAUGGAACCUAGCUUAAAGGACAGAGCCUCCAUCGUGGCUCAGUGCCUUGAGCACAAAGAGGAUAAACUUCGAAAUCGGACCAGAAAACACCGGAGUUUCAUCUGUCUAGAGGACACAGAGGCCGAGGUCCAGCAGGGGCAGCAGAAAGGCCAUAAGGACCUAAAGACAUCGAAGAAGACUGAGGACAGAAAUAACAAAACUACUUUGGACUCAGAUCAUAAAUUGCCAUCAAAGGUAAUUGAAGAACUUAGUGUGGUUCUACAGCGGUCAAGAACCCUGCCUAAAGAGUUACAGGGUGAACAGAUUUUGCAGAAAGAAGUAAAAUGAAUUGAUCCACAGAUUAUUUUUUUAAAUAUUGUAUACAAUGUGUGUAAAGUAGAAACCAGACUAUAAAAUAAUUCAUGAGUUUAUAAGCAAACAUGGUCUAUAUUUAAGAAAUAUGUCUGUCUAAGCUUAAACAUUUAAAGAGCAUUUUAAAAUAUGUAUAUAUGUGAGUAAUUGUAAGAUUAACUUUGUUUUGCUUUGAACAAAACUUGUAAAGUUCAAUUGUAUUAACUUCAUGUAAGAAAGCACUGAGUUACUCUUAAGUGGUCAACCCUUUUAAAAUAGUGGUCUGCUAAGUGGGUAACUUAUGAGCAGAAAUCUCAGACUGUACUGUAUUGUAUAAAAUGUUGUGUUUAAAUAAAGCCUAUGAAACUAUCUGUAACAUAUUUUGCACUUUGAGAAAACCUGUAUAUUAAGUUACCAUGUUUUUAGGUUUACAUAGGGUCCACAUUAGGGAAAAGAAAGGGAAUGAGUAGAAAAGGGGGAAAUUUUAUUUUAGUGGCUAACAAAUAACAUUGGGUUUUUUAAAAAGAGGAAAGUUAACAUAUACCCUGCCAUCCAAGGAGGUGACCUAAGAUUCCUUCUAGUUCACUAGGACCAGAAUUCAUUAAGGAAAAACUGCUUGUUAAGAAAAAAGCCCAGGGUUUAAAGAUAUCCCCAGAAUAUCAUUUGCCUGCAUUCAGGCAGCCAAACUGAAUAGUGGCACUGGCUGUUCUUAUUUAUGGCAUUGGUGAACAAGCCACAGUGUACACUCACUGCACUCCAGUCCACGCCAGGGCAGUGCUAAGAGGAAACUUACACUGCACUGGAGAGGCUUUACGCACGGGCCUGGCACAGAUGUCAUUUGCACUGUUGCUGUAUGUAUGCAAGCAAGGUUUUGGAGUUCCCAACUAUAUUAUUGGUACGAACAAAAUGCAUCAUCACAGUAUCUUUUUGCUGCUGUUGUUCUGACAUUGAAUUUUCAUACACGAGAAUGCAAUAUCUUUCUCUGCACUGUCAGAAAUAACUGGACGUGCUGAACAUAGGGCCAUAUGAAGGUAGGGGGAUUCUUUAAGUCUGCUACACAUUUUCUGACCAGCAAAUCACAUUCCAUUUAGUUUUUUUGGGUUUUUGUUGUUGUUGUUGUUGUUUGUUUUGUUUUAAUAAAGCAUUGGUAUUCUGCCUGUAACUAUGAAAAUAACAAAGCCGUCUAUUUUUGUUUCCACAUAAAAAGUCACCUACAAAAUUGGAAAUCUGAGACAGACAAUAAUAUUUUAUAGCUUAUGUUAUAGGUGGCACUUUUCAAGUUUCUUUCAGGUUGUAUUAGGCUUGAUGACCUUUAAUAUUAAAAAUCAUUUUAUGUAGCUAAACUUUAUUUCUUACAUUUUUUUCCUAUUUGUUAGGUGUUUUUCUUGUCAGAUUUUGUCUAUGUACAAAAGCCCAUACUUUAGUCACUGUGUGUAUUAAAUUCUGUGACUUUUUUUACUAUAAAAUUAUAAUAACAUUUACUAGGAAUAAAAUAGUUUACCAUGAGUAGGUAGCAUUUAUUCUUUAAAUCCAAAUAAUUUGGAAUUAAAUAAAUAAAACUGCAG